Messenger RNA from Triticum turgidum subsp. durum (durum wheat), 714 nucleotides. The record is from the annotation of a GenBank genome assembly. NCBI's taxonomy places the organism in Eukaryota, Viridiplantae, Streptophyta, Magnoliopsida, Poales, Poaceae.
AUGCAGGAGCUCGCGCACCACUGGCGCCGCACGGCCGCGCCGUCGACGCCGCCGCCGGCCCUGAAGGUCACGGCAUUGGUGUCGCCGGGGUCGAGGCACCCGCUGGAGCUCCACCUCACGCAGGAGAGCCUGGCGCGCUUCGCCGCCGAGCUGGGCAUCCCGUUCGAGUUCGCCGCCGUCGCCUUCGACCCCUUCAGCCCCUCGCCGCCGCCGGGCCUGUCCGCGGCGCCCGACGAGGCCGUCGCCGUGCACAUCACGGUCGGCACGGAAACCUCCGGGCCGACACCGGCGUCCCUCCGCGUCGUGAAGCAGCUCCGGCCCGCCAUCGUGGUGUGCGUGGACCACGGCUGCGACCGCGCGGACCUGCCGCUCCCGAGCCACGCGCUGAACGUGCUCCGCUCCUGCGCCGCGCUCGUCGAGUCGCUCGACACGCCCGGCGCGUCGCUGGACGUGGCGGCCAAGGUGGAGCAGUUCAUCCUGCGGCCGAGGGCGGAGCGCCUGGUCACCGGCGGCGAGAAGCUGCCCCCGUGGCGGUCCACGUUCGCGUCGGCCGGGCUCACGCCGCUGCAGCUCAGCAAUGCCGCGGAGGCGCAGGCCGAGUGCCUGCUCCGGCGCACGGCCAACCAUGGCUUCCACGUCGAGAAGCAGCAGGCGGCGCUGGCGCUCUGGUGGCAGCGGUCGGAGCUGGUGUCGGUGUCGGCAUGGCGGUGCUGA